GGCGCUCGGUGAGGCGGCGGCGGCGGCGGCGGCAGCAGCAGCGGCGGCUGCUGGGCGAGUGGGUGCAGGCCAGGUCCAGGUGGUCAGGUCGCCGAGGCGGGAGGGCAGGGGAGGAGGGCUCGAGCCGCUGUGCGUGUGUGGAGGCGUGCGCCCUGCCCCCUCCCCCCUCACCCCGCUCCCUCUCCCCACCUCCCCGCCCCGGCCGGGGGGCAGCCUCGCGGCUCCCUCCUUCCCCCCCAACCCGCCCUCUCUCUCCUUCCCCGGACCGGGGCAGCCCCCGCAGCCGCCGCCGCCAUGAUCCUGCUGGAGGUGAACAACCGCAUCAUCGAGGAGACGCUCGCGCUCAAGUUCGAGAACGCGGCCGCCGGAAACAAACCAGAAGCAGUAGAAGUAACAUUUGCAGACUUUGAUGGAGUCCUUUAUCAUAUUUCAAAUCCCAAUGGAGACAAAACAAAAGUGAUGGUCAGUAUUUCUUUGAAAUUCUACAAGGAGCUACAAGCACAUGGAGCUGAUGAGUUGUUGAAGAGGGUAUAUGGAAGUUUCUUGGUAAAUCCAGAAUCAGGAUACAAUGUCUCAUUGCUGUAUGACCUUGAGAACCUGCCUGCAUCAAAAGACUCCAUCGUGCAUCAGGCUGGAAUGUUGAAACGAAACUGUUUUGCCUCUGUCUUUGAGAAAUACUUCAAAUUCCAAGAAGAGGGAAAGGAGGGAGAGAACAGGGCAGUAAUCCAUUACAGAGAUGAUGAGACAAUGUAUGUUGAAUCUAAGAAGGAUCGAGUCACCGUUGUCUUUAGCACAGUAUUUAAGGAUGAUGAUGAUGUGGUGAUUGGAAAGGUAUUCAUGCAGGAGUUCAAAGAAGGACGCAGGGCCAGCCACACAGCUCCACAGGUCCUCUUCAGCCACAGGGAACCUCCUUUAGAGCUGAAAGACACAGAUGCAGCUGUAGGAGACAAUAUUGGCUACAUCACCUUUGUGCUGUUCCCCCGCCAUACCAAUGCUAAUGCCAGAGACAAUACCAUUAACUUGAUUCACACAUUCCGAGAUUACCUGCACUAUCACAUCAAAUGCUCUAAGGCCUAUAUUCACACACGAAUGCGGGCAAAAACGUCUGACUUCCUCAAGGUGCUGAAUCGUGCACGCCCAGAUGCAGAAAAAAAGGAAAUGAAAACAAUCACGGGGAAGACGUUUUCAUCCCGUUAAACUCAUGGGAACAGACGGAGUAGAAGGCUGACAGCAGAAGGCUGGAGCACUUGCUACCGGAUAAUCGUAGCUUUUAAUAUUGCACCUCUCCAGAUUCUAAAGGAAUUCUCCCAUUUUUGGUUCUAUUUUGUACACGUUUGGAAAAUAAUCUGCAGAAUCGAGCUGUGCUUGCAAGGACUUCAUAGUUCCCAAGAAUUUAAAAAAAAAAAAGAAAGAAUUCCACUUUGAUCAAUUUAAUUCCUUUUCUUUAUCCCCCCCUCACCGCCACCACCUCCCCUCCCUACUCCCCUCCCUUUUCUUUCCAAGCUGUUUUCGCUUUUGCAAUACGUUACUGGUAAUGAGUUGCAGGAAAUACAAUAUUAACUUGUUUUUCUCCUAAGUAUUUGAGUUUAAAACUCCUGUAUCUAAAAAUACGGUUGGGGUCAUUAAUAAAGAAAAAUCUUUCUAUCUUAAA
Molecule: messenger RNA, 1651 nt
Organism: Phascolarctos cinereus (koala)
Lineage: Eukaryota; Metazoa; Chordata; Mammalia; Diprotodontia; Phascolarctidae
Gene: ARPC2
Product: actin related protein 2/3 complex subunit 2
Biological process (GO): actin filament polymerization; Arp2/3 complex-mediated actin nucleation
Cellular component (GO): actin cytoskeleton; Arp2/3 protein complex
Molecular function (GO): structural constituent of cytoskeleton; actin filament binding
Source: RefSeq, a predicted model, not a curated record